AUGAUUGUGCGAGUCCGCGACCUGCUGCUUUUCGGCUCCGUGGCCCAUCGGGUUGUCGAUCAGUCUAAUUGCUCCUCUCUGUCCUCGACCUCGGUCGACUUGGCAUGGUAUCCUCCAAAUGCCACUAAUAUUAACAACUUGGCCUUCGUCGUUAAUGGCACCGGUGUCAAUGGAUUCAUCUUCAACUCGUCCAUAACCCCGGCAUCGACCGCGUAUAGCACCUACAACUGGUGCAAUAUGCCGCAUACGCGACGACAAGAAUACCCUCGCGCUGCCCAGGGAUACACCCUGAAAUAUGUCGAGAUUAUCCAUCGCCACCACAAGCGCACUCCUUACGCGUCCAAUACCUUCCCCCACGAAUCCUACGCCUGGGAUUGCGACGACGAGGCUUUGUUCUUCUACGGUGCCCCUCGACCAGAUGGCUCUUCAGCUCAAGUCCAUUGGCAAGUCUACACUUCUCCGUCCAACCCUCUGGCUCCAGAGGGUUUCAAUGGAACAUGCCAAUUUCCGCAAAUCUCUGGCUCAGGCCUCAACGACUCCCAGCAACAUGGCCGCGAUCUCUUCGGCGUUUAUCACGACUUGCUCGGCUUUCUGCCUUCAUCGUACAACUCUUCGAUUGUCAAGUACCGCGUCACAAACAAUGUUAUCACGUCUCAGGUCGCAGGUCAAGUCGUGGAGGGCCAGUACGCUGGGCGCCGUAACGGUCCGGUAUCUGUGCUCAUCCAGCCCGACAGUAUCGACAGCCUUGAGCCGGCCUAUACGUGUUCCGCGGCUAAUGAUCUCUACUCCUCCUACGGUGUGGGCAGCGACGCUGCUAACUGGACCAUGCACCUCAACGACUCUGUAUCCCUGUUCGCGAAACUUGAUUCUGUGAGCGGCGUGAACAGCAGCGACCCAGACUGGCACAACUGGUUCGACCACUACUUCGACAACCUCUCGGCUCGCUUGUGCCACCAGAAACCCCUGCCGUGUCAGAUUGGCAACUCGUCGAACUGCAUUACCGGGACGGACGCCGAUGCAGUAUUCCGGAGAGGCCUAUACGAGUACUCAUUCAUCUACCGCGAUAGUCCCGCCUCACUACCGGCGUCCACCGCAAGCUAUGGCAUCUACAUGGCUGAGCUAGCACAGAAUCUUCGCAACGCAAUCGACGGCACGUCCCCUGUCAUCUACACCCACAACGUCGCUCACGACGGAUCUCUGUCCCGCCUGCUCAGCAUCUUACAAGUCGACGUCAUGGUCUGGCCCGGCAUGGGUUCCGAAGUCGUUUUUGAACUCUACUCCAAGCAAGCAUGUUACUAUCUGCGCGUGCUCUGGGGUGGGCAGGUGCUGAGGAGCUCGAAUCCCAGUCUCGGCUUGAUGAACUUGAUUCCGGUCCAAACUUUCCUGUCGUACAUAGAUGGCUUGGUCGGAGUAGGCGCGGGUACGGUGCCUGGUCUGUGCGGAGAUUCGUGA
Molecule: messenger RNA, 1452 nt
Organism: Cladophialophora bantiana CBS 173.52
Lineage: Eukaryota; Fungi; Ascomycota; Eurotiomycetes; Chaetothyriales; Herpotrichiellaceae
Exons: 2
Coding region: 1-1452 (483 amino acids)
Biological process (GO): dephosphorylation
Molecular function (GO): phosphatase activity
Source: RefSeq, a predicted model, not a curated record